Prosopis cineraria is the source of this 1427-nucleotide messenger RNA. RefSeq names its product trihelix transcription factor DF1. The record is from RefSeq and is a predicted model, not a curated record. Lineage: Eukaryota; Viridiplantae; Streptophyta; Magnoliopsida; Fabales; Fabaceae. The coding region runs from base 95 to 1279 and encodes 394 amino acids. The transcript is spliced from 2 exons.
UUUUACCAGAGUUUUACUUACAUUUACUAGUCAACAUGUUCAUUUUCACCUUUGUCCCUAACCCUCGCGCCGCAAGUUUUUAACCUCCCUCUUCAUGGACGACCUUUUCACCGUCGGCGAUUUCCCUUACCACGUGGCUCCAUUUCCCGAUACCUCUGACCUUCUUUACACCCAUCCCACGCCGUCUUUUCACCAUUCUGACGUCACCGACCAUCGUCGGCUUCCCAAUCCCCCGCCGCAGAAGCUCCGGCCCAUCCGGAGCCUCGACCGGUCUUCUUCGCCGCCAUCGCUGCUCGUAGAGAUUCCUGAGAAUGGAGGGCUCGCCGGAACGUCUCACGAUGUGGGUUACCCUUGUCAACAGCCAAGUCAGAACCUUGUGUUGCUGGAUCGGCAAGUUGAGUCUUGCGAGGAGCUGAGGAAGGAAGCUUCCGAUGACGGUGCGGGAAAUGAUUGCCUUCAGACGGAUACUCCGGCAGGGCUCGGGCCGAGUCAUAGUUGUGAGUUGAAGCAGGAAUCUGGUUCAUCUUGGGAAGAUGACGGUGAUGAUGAUUCAUCUGAAAGUGUGGAAGAUCGUGGGUAUGGAAAGAAAAGGAAAAAGACGAUUGCCAAGUUUGAAGCUUUUCUGGAAAAUUUGGUGACGAAGGUGAUGGAAAAGCAAGAAAAGAUGCAUCAGCAACUGCUGGACAUGAUAGAAAAUAAGGAAAGGGAAAGAGCAGUGAGGGAAGAAGCUUGGAAGCAAAAGGAGAUGGUAAGAAUUAAAAAGGAUGAGGAGGCCAGAGCUCAAGAAAAAUAUAAUAACCUAGCACUCAUAUCAUUGAUUCAGAAUCUACUGGGCCAUGAAAUUCAAAUCCCCCAACCAGCAGCAACCAGUGCAAGAGACGAUGAUGAAGGCGAAGGCGAAGCCAACGUCCCAAAAGAUUUCAAGAGUGAUCAGAGUAACAACAGAUGGCCGGAAGCUGAAGUACAAGCUCUCGUAACUCUCAGGACUUGUUCAGAGCACAAGUUUCAAGGUAUAGGAUCCAAAGUAUCUGUGUGGGAAGAAAUAUCUAAAGCAAUGAACAAUAUGGGUUACAAUCGCUCUGCAAAGAAGUGCAAGGAGAAAUGGGAAAACAUCAACAAGUACUAUAAGAGAACGAUGGAGAGUAGGAAGAAGAAGCGACGUCUAAAUAAUAAAGCUUGCCCAUACUUUGAUGAGCUUGACAUUCUGUACCGAAAUCGGCUGCCUCAUAUUGGGAAUGCCUUUAGCGAUACCUCAAUGUCCUCAAAGACUGAAAAGUAAUAACGUUAAGAGUUUGUUCUCGGAAAUAUGGUGUUUUCCGAAGUGUACUGCUAUUUCAUAUUCAUUCAGCCACGUAUUUCUGGCCAUAAUCUUGGUAAUGAAUUUGAAGUUGGAAAUAUAAUAUUAGUCUGAGCUUUUGCAGUGACUA